UUUUGAGAAUACAUUCCAACUUGAACAGGGUGAUCAGGGUGUCCAAAUUGUGGGUAUAUGGGGUAUGGGUGGUUUGGGAAAGACCAUGCUUGCCAAAGAAAUAUACAACAAAAGAUCUUCUUCCAUAGAUAGCUCUAGUUUUAUUGUUGAUAUCAGAGAAGCCAAAUGUAUGUUAGAGAAAAAGCAGAUUGAACUCCUCAAAGGCCUUGGUGUGGAUAAAUCAAUUGACAAUGUAGAGCAAGGUAAGGCUAUUCUUGCCAGGAUUUUGGGAUCUUCUAGGGUGCUCAUUGUUAUGGAUGGUGUUGAUCAUGUUGAUCAAUUGGAUGCUCUGAUACCGGCAAAAGAAUUGGAAAGGGAAGUCUCAUCAUUGUUACAACACGCAAACUUGAAGUGCUUAAUUCGUGGGGUAUAUCAUCUGUGUAUAAAAUGAAAGCAUUACAUCCAUGUAACACUGAGCAAUUAUUUUGUUGGCAUGCAAUUUUACAAUCCUCUCCUCUUGAUGGAUUUGAAGAGCUUGUUGAAGAAUUUGUAGAGGCUUGCAAUGGAUUGCCCCUAUCUCUCAAGAUAUUUGGAGGGCUGUUAUAUGGAAACCUCAACAAAAAAUAUUGGGAGUCUUUGCUGCAUAGAAUAUUACUCACUGAUAUCAAAGAGAGACUCAAAAUAAGUUACAGUGCCCUUGAUGAUGAAGAAAAAGAGGUAUUUCUUGAUAUUGCUUGUUUUUUAAUAGGAGAAAAGGAAAGUUCGGUCAUUGAAGUCUUCGAAGGAUCAGCGUGGAGUGGUCUGUACACAUGGGAAAGACUUGUAAAUAAAUGUUUAGUUGAGGUUGAUGAUAAAAAUUAUAUAAGGAUGCAUGAUCACUUAAGAGAUAUGGGGAGAAAAAUCGCAAGUCAACAUUCACCCUCCCGAAUUUGGUUAUCCCAACAGAUUAUUAAUUAUGCCAAUAAAAAAGAGAGAAGAAAUGGCAUUCGAGGAAUUACAACUAUCACAACUGGAAUGGAAGAGUUGUUGUCAUAUAGAGAGGAAGUGGCACCCUAUUUAGCUGCAUUAAAGCUUCUGGUGAUGAGAGGAGAUUAUUUUAAUCAAAUAAUCAAUGAAGUCUGGCUUCGCUGGUCUGAAAUUGGGCAGAGAAAUCUUCCGCCACAACACUCAUUGAAAAAUUUGAGGGUUUUACAACUCGAGGGAGGCUACUUCGGGAAAACCCACUUAGAAGAGUUGUGGGAGGCUGAGAGUGACGGAUGUGGAGACCUCAUACUUAGGUCAGAUGAUUUUCAAAAUAUUACAAAGCUGGAGUUUCUGGAUCUUUCUGGGUGCAAUCAAUUGGAAGAGUUGCCUCGUCCUAUCACAAACCAGGUGUUUUUGAGAGAGUUUUAUUUAGAUGAUUUGCAGAGGCUAAGGGAGAUUAAAAUCGGUCAACUAAGCAGGCUGCAAAAGAUGCCUGAAAUCUUUGCCGAACUCCUUUGGAAAUUUGUUCUCUUUAGCUCAUCUUUCCAUUCGGUAUUGUGA
This is a messenger RNA of Cryptomeria japonica (Japanese cedar), 1503 nucleotides long. RefSeq names its product disease resistance protein Roq1-like. NCBI's taxonomy places the organism in Eukaryota, Viridiplantae, Streptophyta, Pinopsida, Cupressales, Cupressaceae. Bases 427 to 1503 code for a protein of 358 amino acids. The record is from RefSeq and is a predicted model, not a curated record. The transcript has 5 exons. Gene Ontology annotation, biological process: defense response.